AUGCAGCAACUUCAAGCACGACUCUCUGACAAGCUCAAUGAGCUGACGAAAGACUGGACAGCCGAGCAGCGGAAGCUCUACGGUGCGGUCGCCUUGACGGCUGUCGUUGCCUCUGGCGCCACGUUGAUUGUUGUCAAGGUGAUGCGACGGUGCUGCGGGGCCGGCAACGACGCCACCCGCUCGGAAAGUCAUUCGAAGAGCUCUGACAUCUACGAGAGUGAGACGGCGGCGCGCCAGUACAUGGAGUUCCACUACACGCCGUCGUGCGAGAGCUACACGCAGCGGCUGCGCUCAGUGAGCGAGGCCUACGACUUCCCGACGCGCGUUGCUCACAAGUUCCGCACCUACAUGCAGCCAGGCAAGCGCAAGCUGCGCGGGCUCGACAUCGGCUGCGCAACAGGGGCCUCGGUGCUGGAGAUGUCCAAGGUGUUCGACGGCGGCGUCAUCGGCAUAGAUUUUUCGGAGGUCUUCAUUCACCUCGCCAAGGAGGUGGUGAGUCAGCCGACCUCAGGCAAGAAGGUCACCUACACCGCCCCUGUGCAAGGCGAGAUCACGGAGAAGCGCGAGCUGGAGCUGCCUCGCGCGGUGCGGCCAGAGCGCUGCGAGUUUUACGCCGGUGACGCCAUGAACAUGUUCGAGGAGGACGGCAAGAUCGCAACUACGACGUCGCGCCUGUACCCCGACGUCAAGUACUGGCAGGCAAAGAAGGGCGAGACCUUUGACGGCGUGCUCUGCCUUAACCUGAUUGAUCGCGUGCCAGACCCGCAGCGCCUGCUCAACAGCGUUGUACGUCUCCUGGCUAAGGAUGGAAUUCUCAUUCUCGCAGACCCGUACUCGUGGUGGGAGGAUGCGACGGAGAAGUCACGCUGGCUGGGCGGCCGCAACGACGACGGCGUGCGCAGCGAGGAUGCAGUGAAGGCGGCGUUGGGGGGCAAGUUGGAGCUCCUGAGCGAGUCGGACGAGGCCUUCCUCAUCCGCGAUCACAUUCGCCACUAUCAGCUGGGGUUCUCCCACUGUACUGUGUGGCGCAGGAAGUAG
This is a messenger RNA of Leishmania major strain Friedlin, 1038 nucleotides long. RefSeq lists its product as hypothetical. NCBI's taxonomy places the organism in Eukaryota, Euglenozoa, Kinetoplastea, Trypanosomatida, Trypanosomatidae. The record is from RefSeq and is a predicted model, not a curated record. Bases 1 to 1038 code for a protein of 345 amino acids. The transcript has a single exon.